CUUCCCUGCCUAUGCCCUCGUGAGGUGGGCAGUGUAAUAUUCCUUCUCUUUUCUCCAUCAAGAGAAUCCAAAACCAUCUAUCAAAAUGGUGAAUUUCACCGUAGACCAGAUCCGUGCCAUCAUGGACAAAAAGGCCAACAUCCGUAACAUGUCUGUGAUUGCGCACGUAGACCAUGGAAAGUCGACUCUGACAGACUCCCUGGUGUCCAAGGCUGGCAUCAUUGCCUCAGCUCGUGCUGGAGAGACGCGUUUCACAGACACGCGUAAAGAUGAACAAGAACGUUGCAUCACCAUCAAGUCUACGGCAAUCUCCUUGUACUAUGAAUUGGCUGAAAACGACUUGGCCUUCAUCAAGCAGAGCAAGGAUGGUGCUGGUUUCUUGAUCAACCUGAUCGAUUCACCAGGGCACGUGGACUUCUCCUCUGAAGUGACUGCUGCUCUCCGUGUUACUGAUGGAGCUCUUGUUGUAGUCGACUGCGUGUCUGGGGUCUGUGUGCAGACAGAAACUGUGCUGCGCCAAGCCAUCUGUGAGCGCAUCAAGCCAGUCCUGAUGAUGAACAAAAUGGACCGUGCCUUGUUGGAGUUGCAGUUGGAGCCCGAGGACCUGUACCAGACUUUCCAGCGUAUCGUUGAGUCAGUCAACGUAAUCAUCUCCACUUAUGGUGAGGAUGAAACUGGACCAAUGGGUAACAUCAUGGUUGAUCCAGUCAUUGGUACUGUUGGCUUUGGCUCUGGACUCCACGGUUGGGCUUUCACUCUGAAGCAGUUUGCUGAAAUGUAUGCAGCUAAGUUUGCUGCCAAAGGAAACACCCAGAUGACACCAGCUGAGCGCUGCAAAAAGGUGGAAGACAUGAUGAAGAAGCUGUGGGGUGAUAGGUACUAUGAUACUGAAAAUGGAAAGUUUGUGAAGACCGCUAUUGGUGCUGAUGGCAAGAAGUUCUCUCGCACCUUCUGCGCUCUUGUUCUGGACCCUAUUUUCAAGGUGUUUGAUGCCAUCAUGAACUUCAGGAAGGAGGAAGCUGCCAAGCUGAUCCAGAAGAUGGACAUCAAGCUGGAUGUUGAGGACAAGGAGAAAGAGGGUAAACCCCUCCUUAAGGCUGUGAUGCGCCGCUGGCUGCCUGCUGGAGAAGCCCUUCUGCAGAUGAUCACCAUUCACCUCCCCUCGCCUGUCACUGCCCAGAAGUAUCGUUGUGAGCUGCUCUAUGAAGGACCUGGAGAUGAUGAGGCUGCCAUGGGUAUCAAGAACUGUGACCCCAAGGCCCCCCUCAUGAUGUACAUCUCAAAGAUGGUUCCUACCAGUGACAAGGGUCGCUUCUAUGCAUUCGGUCGUGUGUUCUCUGGAUCUGUGUCUACUGGCCUCAAAGUUCGCAUCAUGGGACCAAACUUUGUCCCUGGAAAGAAAGAGGAUCUUUACUUGAAACCUAUUCAGAGGACCAUUUUGAUGAUGGGUCGUUACGUUGAGCCCAUUGAAGAUGUGCCUUGUGGCAACAUUGUGGGUUUGGUUGGAGUGGACCAGUUCCUCGUCAAGACCGGAACAAUCACUACCUUUGAGCAGGCGCACAAUAUGAGAGUGAUGAAGUUCAGUGUCAGCCCUGUGGUGAGAGUUGCUGUGGAGGCCAAGAACCCUGCAGAUCUGCCCAAGCUGGUGGAGGGACUGAAGCGUCUCUCAAAGUCCGAUCCUAUGGUUCAAUGCAUCAUUGAAGAGUCUGGAGAGCACAUCGUUGCAGGAGCUGGAGAGCUGCAUCUGGAGAUCUGUCUGAAAGAUUUGGAGGAGGACCAUGCUUGCAUUCCAAUCAAGAAAUCUGAUCCUGUGGUGUCCUACAGAGAAACAGUCAGCGAAGAGUCAAACGUGUUGUGUUUGUCAAAGUCUCCGAACAAACACAACCGUCUGUUCAUGAAGGCCCGUCCCUUCGAAGAGGGUCUGGCAGAAGACAUCGAGAAGGGUGACGUCACCAAUCGACAGGAGCUCAAGGCCCGUGCCCGUUACCUUGCUGACAAGUAUGAGUGGGAUGUCGGUGAGGCCAGGAAGAUCUGGUGUUUCGGCCCUGAUGGAACUGGACCCAACUUGCUGGUGGAUGUUACCAAAGGAGUGCAGUACCUUAAUGAGAUCAAGGAUAGUGUUGUGGCCGGUUUCCAGUGGGCAGCCAAGGAGGGAGUCCUCUGUGAGGAGAACAUGCGUGCCAUUCGCUUUGACAUCCAUGAUGUGACCCUGCAUACAGAUGCUAUUCACCGUGGUGGUGGUCAGAUCAUCCCCACAGCCCGUAGAGCUCUGUAUGCCUGUCAGCUGACGGCAGAGCCAAGAAUGAUGGAGCCAGUCUAUCUGGUGGAGAUCCAGUGCCCUGAAACGGCAAUGGGUGGAAUCUAUGGUGUGUUGACCAGGAGACGUGGUCAUGUGUUUGAAGAGUCCAGGGUCUUGGGGACACCCAUGUAUGUCAUCAAGGCCUACCUGCCUGUCAUGGAGUCAUUUGGCUUCACAGCUGACCUUCGUUCGAACACUGGUGGCCAGGCUUUCCCACAGUGCGUGUUUGACCAUUGGCAGAUCCUCCCUGGAAACCCAAUGGAGCCUACAUCCAAACCUGGCAUAGUUGUCCUUGAGACACGUAAACGCAAGGGUCUCAAAGAAGGUGUUCCAGCCCUGGACAGCUACCUGGACAAAUUGUAAAAGCCUGGAGCCCACGUGGCUCUCUCUCUCUUGUCUCAUUCCUCCCUACCCAACAAAUUUUAAAUCUGUGGGACCGGACUGUACAGAACACAGUAGGCACCAAUGUUUGCCAAAGGAUCGAUGAUGAUGAUAAUAAAAGAAAUGACCACAAAAAUUGUAAACGAUAAAUAAAA
Molecule: messenger RNA, 2835 nt
Organism: Nematolebias whitei (Rio pearlfish)
Lineage: Eukaryota; Metazoa; Chordata; Actinopteri; Cyprinodontiformes; Rivulidae
Product: elongation factor 2
Exons: 13
Coding region: 86-2662 (858 amino acids)
Biological process (GO): translational elongation
Cellular component (GO): ribonucleoprotein complex; cytosol
Molecular function (GO): GTP binding; translation elongation factor activity; GTPase activity
Source: RefSeq, a predicted model, not a curated record